UCGGGGCAGCGCACACGUGACCUCCUCCCUGUGCUCUUUCCCUUUAUCUGGAGCAGCAAAAGGCCUGGGGACAUCAUGAUGGCCAAUAAAAGAAGUCUUGAUGGUAUGGACUCAAUUAUUUGUAGUAAGAUGCCACGACUGGAGGACAAUCAAAAUGGAUUAUCGGCAGGACUUUAUAAACCCAGUCCUCUAUCUAGUUAUGCUGCUGAAAAUCCCCUCAAGUACACUGGAUCUUAUUUAGCAUACCAUCUUCAAAGUCGUGAUGGAACUGAUCCAUCAGGAGUCUGGAACCAGCCACAUCCUUGCGUGCAUCAUAUGGGUGGUCCAAAUAACCGGUCACCACCAGGACACGUUUCAAGUCUUAGCAAUCGCUUAUAUCAGACAGAACCUGAAACUGGGCCCCGACCAUUUCAACAGUCUGUAAAUGCAAAUGAUAAACUUGACUUGGUCAAAGAUUUGAUGAACGUUCGAUCAAAAUGGGUCAGUUUUGUUGAACGGCAAAAGAACGUGAGAAAAAGCCAAAAUCUCCCACCCGUGCUGUGUUCGACUGCAGUUGGAAAACACAGUUUAUUUUCAUCUGCUUUAUCUACAGUUAGUAACUGUGCAAAUGUAGCAUUUCCACAACCAGUAUAUAGGAAUAGUGUCUGUUGUUCGGGAGCUGGUUUCUCUUUGGAAGAUUCAACAGAUCAUUUUUAUAGAAGAGGACCAGAAACUGAAUGGAGGAUGCCAUCUCCUGUUCCUUCCAGUUGUUUAAUUGUGAAUAACAGUCAACUGGUGCACAAUCAGCAAUAUGCCAAUCCACUUGUGAAAAAUAAUUCAUUGCAUAGUGGAUCUGGAAGUAUACAGGUUAGCUCUGUGGGCAGAAUCACUAAAGAAACUGGAAAGCCACCUGGAGUGCGUUCACCUCUGUGUCGAGGAUAUGGAACUUUCAAUAGUGAUGUUCUGCAGGAUCCCAGAUAUUCCAUGAUCUCAUAUGAAAACUCUAAUGGCAGCGUUCCAAGUCAUAGCAGCACAUCCAUACAUAAUAUCCAAGACUUGCAGAAAGUUCCCUUGCAUCCAUUUGUGACGACUGAAGGGCAACAGAUGCAACUGCCUUUGUAUCGUGAUAAGCCAUCGCCACCAAAAUAUCCAGUGCCAAUUCAACCAAAGGUUUUGCAUUCUCGGAACACUAUUUCAAACCAGCAAAGUGUGGGUACUUACUCAUUGUUACAUCCACGAAGCUAUAAGGCCCAAAUGGUAAAUUAUCCAGUGCCAGGUGCAGGCGGGCGGAUGCCUAUACCCAGUUCUGCUUUUGCAAGUCAGCUUGGUUCAGAGUAUCCUUACGCACAGCCAUCUGAAUCUUUUGGGUAUCCUGUUCGUCGUCGUCCUCCUCCUCCACAGCAGCAGAAAAGUGUCUCUGUGACCGGGCCUUUGGUUCAUCCAGUGUCACAGCCUAUGACACAACCAACAGAGUUUGAGCAACAGAGUUUGCCUGGAAAUAAAGUCUCUUCAUCUUGUCAAGAUCCAACAAAUGCAAAGCAUUCUUCACCAGACUUGUUGCAUUUCAGACCACGCAUCAUUGCACAAACAAAUGAAGAGUGCUACAAUUCAUUAAACACACUUUACAAUAUGGAAUGUACUGGUCAGCAGCAGUUGAUAAGCAAACACAGUGCCUUUCACCCUGUACUGUCUGGCAAACACCUGAAGGGUUCAUUUGAGAGACCUGCUGGCUCUCCAGGUGCCCAAAGACCAAAGGAUAUUUAUCUGCAAGAACAUAGCCCAGGCUUUCACAUUUCCGCUAAAGGUGAUCAUGGUGGGUCUAUUUUCAAUAAAGAACCUGAAAUCCUGAAUAAUAAAUCAGAAGUCAGAUUGGAUAGCCCAAGAAAAAGCUAUACUGUUAGUCCAACCAGAAAAACAUCUGUGAUUAAUUUCUCUCCUGCUUCCUCCCCUGCUGCUGUUGAAAGCAGGAGAGCAACCCCACCUGCUUCCCCUCCUGCUUCCCCUCCAAUGCCAGUCAUAAACAAUGUGUUCAGUUUGGCACCCUACAAAGCUUACCUGGAAGCCACUGGUCUGUUCUUCUCAAAAUGUCCAAACUGCCAACCAGACUGUGAUAAAUCAUGUUCAUGUUCUUUGGAAAAUAAAACUGAAAGCAGCAAAAGUGAUGGUAUCAUAGAUCUGGAUUCCAAUACAUCUGGCCCUAAAAGACUGCCAAAGGCCAGCAGUCAGUUGCAACUCAAGAAUGAUGAAUUGAAAACAGAUGAUGCUUCUGCAUGUUUAGAAUCUAUGAAUGAGAAAGGUGCACCUGAAGAUGAGCUCAGUAAAGCAGUAAGCAAGAAGAACUCUUUAGAUACUCAAUAUCAGGAGAUUAACCUUUCUGCUAAAUUCAACAGACCCAGUAAUGGCCAACCUCAGCAAAGUGGUAAUGGUGAUGCCAGGUGUGUGGUUCACAGUGGUGAUGUAAAGCUUGGGAUGAACACGAUGGAUGAUAUGGCCUUGGACCUAAGUACUAAAUCAAAAAGUCCACUUUUGAAUGUUACUGAGCAUGCUCUAGUUUCUGGUGAGUCUAGAGAAAAAUUAAAAUGUAUGAUUGAAAUAUCAAAUGAAAAGGAAGAAAAUACUAUAGAAUCUCUGAGUUCUAAAAAGAAACAGGAAGACACAGAACCAUCUGGAGAGCACAGAGUUAAAGCCUUGAAUGAAACCAGCAGCACAAGUGACCACCUUAUUUUAGAAAUGAAUAAAUAUAAAAUACUGAGACCUGCCCCUCCAAAGAUUGGUGAAAAUAAUCCAACUCUGCCAUCUGAAGGCAUUACUAAAGCUAAAAAAAUUAGUUUAAUUGGAUCAGUUGAUCCCUCAGCAUUAAUUCUGAGACCCCUGAAACCUCUGAAGCGAAUAUUGCCUGAUGUAAUUAAAUCAAUUAUGAGUUCUACUCCCGAAUCUAGCAAGACACCUUGUAAAACCAAAGUGGACUCAUCCUCUAAUGGCAAGUUAACACAGAAUGAGAAUGACACUUACAAUUAUUUUGCACAUCUUCAUCAGUCCCUUUGUGACAUGAUCACACAGUCUGUGGCUGAAACUUCUGAAGAGGUUUUGCGUGCAUGUUUGCAUGACAUCGAAGAGCAGGAAACUCCAAAAUUAAGAUCUUCAGUAAAGUCAAAAAAUGGUACAAGAACCUUUGAGGCAUUGAAGAUGUCAAAAUCAAAAGAAAUUUGGCGCAACUAUGGCCAAGUCCAACAGACCCUGAAAAAACUGCUUUCCUACUUGGAAAGCUAUAUUUAUUCUAGAACAUGCCCAUUUCCCCACGUAAUAAGGGCUGGCACAAUUUUUAUUCCAAUAUAUUUAGUGAAAGAGAAAUUAUUUUCCAGCCUCAAGGGUGUAACAAUUGAUCAAGUUUUCCAGGAGCACAAAAUAGAACUGAGACCGACGACUCUUUCAGAGGAAAAAAAAUUGCAAACAGAAUUACAGCUUCAAAGGUGUUCUUCCAGACUAAUCAAGCUACUUUCCUUAAAACAGUUACCUGAAAUCUAUCAGGAUCUGCUGGAUGUUCUGUGGCAUUCUUGUGUGAAAAUUCGUCUUGGUGAACAAAGUAAUGAAAACGUGAAGGAAGCAACUGUUGCUCAGAAUCUGGCUGACCAUAGUGCUAAUGAAAAUCAGCGUGCACAGCCUUGUUCUACAGAAAUCAAAACCAAAACGGUAGCAAACACUGCUUGCUCAAAAGGGAAGCCUGACAAUGGAAUUGCGACAGCCAGGCAUAAUGCAAAACUUAAGAAAAGAAAGAGGAAGAUUAGAACUCCAAUCUCAUCCAUAAAUUGUAACUAUAAAUUUACUGACUCCAGCAAUAGUUCACAAUCUUUUCAGAAAAUAAGGCCAAAAUCUGUUCUCCACUUAGAAAAAAAGUCCUGCACACCAGUUAAUCAAGAUGCUAGUAUAGAACGGUCAAGCAAAGUGUGCCGGCCAGGCUCUAGAAAGUUACGGAAAAGGGAAGGAGUUUACAAUGAAAAGGGUUUUGUGAAAGGCAAUUUUGAAAGGAAGGGCAGUACUUUGGUGGUUCAACUAAAUCGAGUAAGUGUCAAUGAGGAUGAUACGGGGACAAAUGUUUCCUGCAGUAAACGGAUCAAAAAAUCUCAAAUGCCAAUCAAGAAAAAGAACAAUGGUGCACUGAGGCCAACUAGAAGCACAUCCAAAGUCCUGCAUCUUCGUGGCUCAAUUGUACGGUUAAAAUUUCAGAAACCAAGACAAACUGCUUCCUGCAGAAACAUAGUGCUGAAAUCAAUUGUUGCUGCAAGAAAGCCUUUAUUAACACGUACUUCUCAACAACUGGAUAAGAAAAUAACUAAAUCCCGUUCCUGUGGAAAACACCAAGGCAAGGAAUACCCAAAUUUAGUGGGCAAACGUAUAAGACAUCUGUAUGAGGAAAAGGAUAAAUCAGAGUCCUGGUAUAAAGGUGUAGUGGUCCGAGUGCAUGAAAAGCACCAGAAUCCUCUAGAAACUGUGUAUGAAGUUAAAUAUGACACUGAACCUGAUUGGCAGUACUACCUUGAACUCUUACAGGAUUAUGAAAAAGGGUGGCUAAGGGUUGAUGACUGACCUAUAAAAUUAAGCACUGUGCUAUAUUCUUUGUUUCCAUAUGUAUAAUGGUAAUCUCACAGGCAAAAGUAAAAUAGAAUUCUGUGAUUAUCUGAGGAAAGCAAUUUAUCAGGUCUUUAUUGUUUUGUUUAUUUAACGGGGGAAAGAAAGAAUGCAGCAGUUCCCACAUUCCCUUUAAAAUUACAGUGCAAAAUAUUAGAGACCACUUUGUCAAUGUGGGGAUUUUUUGGGUUGUUGCAAAACUAAGAGAUAUCAUUGUGCAGGUCUUCAUUGCAAAGAUAGAAAAUAUUUCAAAUACUAUGAUUUCAAUAACUUCUGAAAGUGCUGGAAUGAAAUUCAAUGCAAAUAUUUCUAAUAGAGUUAACUAAAAGUUCUUCUUGUCCCAAACUGUUUAAUUCAACGAAAAUCAGCAAUGUACCAUUCAUCCUACUGUAAUAUUUCAGUUAAGUAUCAAUAUUUUCUAGAUGAAUUUGUUUUGCACUGUCUUCAUUUUCUCUUCUGGUGCUGAAUCCUUCGUCUAUGUAUGCCAGAAACCUUCAGUCCUUGGCUUGUUACGAUUCUUUAUGCGUCAGCCAGAAGCAAGAGUUGGUGAGAUGUUUGGGGUGGGGAGCCUUGCAGCUUAGUCCAAUUAAAUUGCUGCUGGAUGCCUAUACAAGCAAUUCCCAAGUGGAUAGCUUUUGUAAGCUGUGACCCUGGAUCAUCUUUUGUUCAAUUCCCUAGCCAAUGCUAGAGAUCAUUUGGGGGCCCGUCAACGACAUCCCGAGCUAAUACAGGACUAACUUGGAUUAUGCCUUCUAAUUAACAGAUGGUACGUAACACAAACUGGAAAUCAUUGUGUUUUUACAAUGUCUAUUCUUGUAUGAUAGCCAUUCAAAUUCAGUUCAGCAAUUUGAAUAUGAAAGUUGAAUUUAGAUAUAGAUAGUGUAGAACUUGCAAUACUACCAGCAUAAUUGUUAACUGCUUCCCUCCCACCCUACUUCUAUACUGUCCACUUACAUCUUCUAAGUGAGAACUUGGGUGCGAGCAGAAACAGUUCAAUGCAAAAACAAUGCUGCUUGUUAGUCCUCUGCUAUUGAGGUAUUUAUCAAAAAUGGAUGACCUACCAUAUAGGAGGCCUUUUCUGAUUCAACAUUUUAUCAAUUUUAAACCUUUUUUUUGUAGGGCAGUGAUUUUGCAAUGCACUUUCCAUAAACAAUUUUAGAAAAAAUUCUCUCCCUUUCGCUCCACCCAAUGAAACUUUUGUAUUCAUGAUGAUGUGUUUGACAAGUGCAUUCAUCUAAAUUGUUACUGAUGUACAGACUAAGAAAUUGGGGCAUUGAUAGCACAAACUGCAUUAAGUAGUAUAGAUACACUGUGUACUGUUUCGUAUGGACUUUUUGUAAUGAGAAAAUUAGCUAAUUAAGUUAAAGUUGUUACAUUUUCAUAUUUUGUGGAUAAUGAAAUAUUACAUGAAAAUGGGAAGUUAAAAAAACAGUGUUGCUAACUCCUUUAUGUGGAUACUUUUUGUAUAAAGAUUUCAAACCAG
Messenger RNA from Stegostoma tigrinum, 6088 nucleotides. RefSeq names its product chromosome 36 C15orf39 homolog (gene prmt2ip). The transcript has 3 exons. The coding region runs from base 76 to 4563 and encodes 1495 amino acids. Lineage: Eukaryota; Metazoa; Chordata; Chondrichthyes; Orectolobiformes; Stegostomatidae. The record is from RefSeq and is a predicted model, not a curated record.